Messenger RNA from Mobula hypostoma (lesser devil ray), 5709 nucleotides. RefSeq names its product transforming growth factor, beta 2 (gene tgfb2). Gene Ontology annotation, cellular component: extracellular region. The transcript has 7 exons. Gene Ontology annotation, biological process: regulation of cell population proliferation; transforming growth factor beta receptor signaling pathway. The record is from RefSeq and is a predicted model, not a curated record. NCBI's taxonomy places the organism in Eukaryota, Metazoa, Chordata, Chondrichthyes, Myliobatiformes, Myliobatidae. Gene Ontology annotation, molecular function: transforming growth factor beta receptor binding; cytokine activity; growth factor activity. Bases 671 to 1912 code for a protein of 413 amino acids.
UCUCCCUCACACGCACACACACACUCUCACUCUCUCUCUCUCUCUCCCCCACUCACUCACUUCCAGCCUGGGAUCCUUUACUAGCAUGGGGCAGCGAAAAUAACGGUUCACUGCUUCAGACUUUUUUAAGUAUAAUAAGUUAAUUUCAUAUAAGAAAAAAUCUAAUCUUUCUGCCUCUACAAAAACCUAACGUAGCAUUUGACAAAUUAAUAGUUUUUUUUGGCAAAAUUGUAUUUUUUUUAAAAUCUCCGUGGAUCUAAAAUCUCAUCGUGGUGGAAUAAAGCUGGUAUUUUAUUGGCAUUUCACUGGAGAAAAGCAGAGGGGUCAGAGAGAAAGAGAGAGAGAGAGCGAGAGAGAGAGAGAGAGAAGUUGGGCGAAGUUUAAAGACUUGGUGCGGAUUGCAAUGAAGUGAAGGUGUGUUUAUCUUCGGCAGUAGCAGUGUUGGUGCCGGGACUGGCGCUGCAGCGAGGAGGCAGCGCUUGGCAAGUCUGUGAACUGCACAAGGCUUGAGAAUCAAGAAUAAGCAACUAGAAAGAGCCUUUAUGCCUUUUUUUAUUGUAAAUAUCUAAUCUGGUGCUUUUUUUUCGCGUGAAGAUUACGAUCUGCAGCUGCUUUUCUUCCCCCUCUCCUCUCCCUCCUCCCUUCAACUUCCAACUUACCAACUUUGAAAAUGCACCACUCCAUUUUCACUGUGUUUCUCACGCUGGAUUUGGCGAUGAUCGGCGCUUGCUUAUCGACCUGCAACACCCUCGACAUCAACCAGUUCAAGGAUAAGAGGAUCAAAGCCAUCCGAGGGCAAAUCCUCAGCAAACUGAAACUUACAAAACCCCCGGAACAUUACCCGGAGCCAGAAGAGGUGCCGGCAGAGGUAAUCGCGAUUUACAACAGCACCAGGGAUUUGCUUCAGGAGAAGGCAAACGAGAGGGCUGCCACUUGUGAGCGAGAAAGGAGUGAAGAAGAAUAUUACGCAAAAGAAGUUUACAGGAUUGAUACGAAUCCAUAUAGCUCCCGUGAAAAUGUCAUCUCCGUCCCACAAUACAACCGAUACUUCAGACAUGUGCCUUUUGACGUCAGCUCAAUGGAGAGAAAUGUUUCCAACCUGGUGAAGGCAGAGUUCAGAGUGUUUCGUUUACAGAAUCCAAAGGCAAAAGUAGAGGAACAACGAAUAGAACUGUAUCAGAUUCUAAAGCACAAAGACAUAUCAUCUCCAAGCCAUCGGUAUAUUGAUAGUAAAGUUGUACGGACGAGAACUGAAGGCGAAUGGCUUUCCUUUGAUGUUACAGAGACAGUCAAUGAAUGGUUACUCCAUCGAGAGAGAAACAGUGGCUUUAAAAUAAGUCUACAUUGCCCAUGUUGCACAUUUGUGCCUUCAAGUAAUUAUAUUAUACCAAAUAAGAGUGAAGAGCUGGAAGUUCGAUUUGCAGGAAUUCCUGACAACUACCCAGGAGAUUAUUCUGGCGUGGAUAAGGGAAAAAAGGGUAAGGACCAAAUUGGGAAGACAGCACAUCUCCUCCUCAUGCUAUUACCAACCUACAGACUUGAGUCACAGCAAUCUAGCCGACGGAAGAAGCGUGCACUGGAUGCCACAUUUUGCUUUAGAAAUUUACAGGAUAAUUGCUGUUUACGCCCACUGUACAUUGACUUCCGAAGAGAUCUAGGGUGGAAAUGGAUUCAUGAACCCAAGGGCUACAAUGCCAACUUCUGUGCUGGAGCCUGUCCUUACCUGUGGAGUUCAGACACUCAACACAGUCAGAUACUUGGCCUGUACAACAAUAUAAACCCCGAAGCUUCCGCCUCUCCUUGCUGUGUUUCUCAAGACCUGGAGCCACUCACUAUCCUCUAUUUCAUUGGCAAAAAUCCCAAAAUUGAACACCUUUCAAAUAUGAUAGUUAAGUCCUGCAAAUGCAGCUAAGAAUGAAUACAUCCCUUGAAAAUCCCAGGUUCAUCAGUGUUAAACAAAAGAACAAUACACGGUACUAGUUUGAACUAUUCGGAAACUAUUUUCUUGUUUAACUACCAACAGAAACAAAAGAAGCAAAAAAUGUACAUUGAAGGCUUUAAUUCUAUCCUUCACUUACUAUUUUAGUGUGAUAGAUGAGACACAGAACCUUUAAUUUUUUUAAAAAAAUAAAACACUGGAAGAAUUGUAAGUGUUAAUAUGUGAAAUAAAAGGAGUCCCACUUAGUGGAAAUGCUGUACAGGUCCCGUGCCUUACUUGAUCUCUUGUGUAUUGUUAUGCAGUUGGCAUCCUAUAAAAUUCUUUCUAAGGGCACAAGUAUAAUAAAAUAUAUUGCUGAUCUGUUCAUCGAGGGAUGUGUUAUUGGGUCAAUAUGGCAGAAUAUGGCAAGAAAAUUUGAAAUCAUUUUGAAUGGUCAAAUAUCAUAUUGGCUUGAAAUGCUAUCAGUAAGCACUUGGGCCUAAAAAUCAGAGUGACAGGAGAAAGAAGGAAAUGUUAAGUGAAACACAUAGAAUCCAAAUGUUAGGAUACUUUAUCGAAGAAGUGCCUUCAUAGUAAAGAAUAUCAGGCAAAAUAAAGAUUAGCAUAAUUUGGUGAGAAGGGGUUAACUUUUCAAAAUAAUAGUCAGAUAACACUUUCCUUUCUCCCUCUGCAUUAGUUUUAACAUCUGUAAACAUGUUAACCUCAGAAAUGUAGUGGUACAUAGUCUGUGUGCUGAUUGGGUAAUUAGCUGCAGUGAUCAGCGAUCAGAGGGUAGCAGAUAUUGAAUACAGUAAUUGCAAGUUUUAUCUACUACUUGGUUUGGGUUUACAGAUUUUCAUGCGCAAUUGUGAUGGUCCUGUUCCUGUGCAGGGGGGCAGGUCAGAAGUUCAGAGGUCAGCAUUCACAAUCAGUGGGACUUAUAGUAUUAUGGCCUCUAUUUUUAAUAUCUGAAAAAAACUGGCUAAGCAUUAACUCAGGUGCAGUGAUCUUUCUACCAUCUCUUCAAUCUGCCCUCCUGUUGAGCAAGUCAGUGCAGCGGGAGCAGAUUCCUCCAAAUCCAGGGCAAAUGUAUUUGCAGAAAAUAAAGUAUUGGGGGCUUAUUUUCAUUGCGCUCUCAGGUGUCUGGGCUCUAUCCUUAGAUUUCAUCUUUAAAAGCAGUUAAAUAAAUGUCCCUUGCUCCCACAUAUCAAACAGAAAGUGUUAAAUAACAUUAGCUUUCUCCUUUCUCCAAACUGAUCAUCAAUUUGUAUACAAAAUUUCAACUCUAACUCUGCUAUAAUUUCUGUUUUUAAAUUUGUUAGUGUGAUGCUUUAUUGUUGCCAGUUACAUAUGAGUGAACAAUUAGCAAACACAAAACUGAAAUGUGUACAGUAUUGUUUAAAAAAAAUAAAGAAAUUAGAACUACAACGUGAAAUUGAUGCUUCUGUUUACACCAAGGUUAUAACAUUUUGUCUGCAAGAGUAGCCAAAUACCCAUUCUGUUUUGGGCUUGAAUCGGGUCGACAGUAAAAUUCUAGGAUUGUGUCUUUAUUAUCAUGUUAUAUUAGGGAUGCUAUAAGAUGCUGCAACAUGGAAUAAGAGGGUAUGGUUCUGUGUCUGCAGUUCUUCAUUUGGUGUUGCUCUCAUUUCAAGUGGAGACCAAGUAUUUUUUCAACAGAAUAAAAAUCAUUAGGGUUCGUUGAUCCAUUAAACCCCAUGCUUUUCUGUCAUUAACAGAGUUCCUUCAUGUGCCUUUUGAACACUGGGAUGGGUCUUCCUUCCAGGAGAGCUUCAUUUCUUUCUUUCAUUGUAUAACCACAGAAGACAAAAUAAUAGUGCUAAAUCCUUUGAUACUACUUUGCUGGUGAAUGAGCCAUGAGGCAUGUCUGUUUAGGCUAAAAGGUGGCAAAUCUCAGAUUUCCUCUGCCCAUCACAUUAAAACAUUUCUUCUAGAAUAGAAGAUCCAUGAUUUAAUCUUCCUUUACAAAGUGCUACAUUCUUAAUUAGGAUUUCUGAACUUUCUACCUUUGUUAGCCCAGUAUCCCUGGCUGCUGGAUAAUGCCUUCCUUGGGCAAAUGCUAUUUAAAUCUUCAUCAAUAAACAUUGUAAUAACUGGCAGAGUGACUAUGAACUAACUUAAAAUAAUAGCUUAGAAUAGGUUAUUGCGGACAAAUUCAUGCGACAGCAACCAUUGCUUUAGGAAAAUAGCAAUGAUGUGGAUCAAUUUUUUCAAAAAAAUACAAUGGAGGCAAGAUAGGUUCCCUUCUAUACAGCAUGAUGAUUACCAAGGGAGAGGUGCCUUUCUACAUUGCCUCAGGAGUAUCCCUGGUCAGUAACUAGGGUGCAGCUAGAAAACAGCAUGUAUGCUCCACAUGGUAACACCUCACAGCUGAUAACAGCAGGAAUAUUCAUGUGUUAGGUAUUGCUUGGAGAGUUAUAAUAAAAAGUCAGUUUUAUCAUAAUGUAUGUUUUUUUUUACUUUUAUGAAUUUUAAUUGUGAAAAACCUACCUUAAUUAUUAAUUUCAAAAGUCUUUUAUUAUUAUACCAUGGGAAUAUCCCAGUGUUGUGACUAUUUCCAUUCAUAUCAUAAGUGCAAACUAAAUAUAAGGUCACUAGAAAAAUAUGCAAGAAACUCCGUGCUAAACUUUCACAAGUUAACUCAUGGAAAUAACAAUGACCUUUGACAGCUUCCUUAAGAUAUACAGUGGAAAAUAUGCUGAUGUAGUUUUAUAAAUAAAAUAAAUAUCCAGAUUCUCCUCAUUACUUCUUAUGACUCAUUGAUGUGGAUAGGACAUUCAUUUAAGCCAUUUAAAAAUCCUUGUGCCUGUGAUGCUCAUCAUACUAGAUGAUGAAACCAUGUUAACUAUUUUAUAAUACUGCCUGUUCAUUUUACAUAUUUUCCCAUAUGAUUUACAUUGUUCAUUGAGAUAUAAAGUGUAAAUCAUUUUAAAGGAUCAGUGCCUUCAAAAAAAAAGUAGUUGGCAAAAUGUCUUAUUUGGCAAGUGUGAAGACUCAUGCAUCAUCUUCAUUAUUGUAAUAUUGCCUGCAAUGAUACAUUUUGGCUGGAUUUACAUCUAUGAGGUAAUUGUGUCAUGUGUUUCAGACAAAUGAAAAAAUUGUUUGCCAAAUACCUUUUUCAUGAAGACAGUGGGCUCAAUUUAGUUCUCUUCUAACACUUUUUAAACAGCAGUUGAAAUUCGCAAAAUAUGUAUUGUGGAUAAAUACACGGAAAUAGCUUCUGACAUGUUGAAGCACUUUGGUGAGGGGUAACCUAUCUUUAACACUCUGAGUAUCAUUCAUUGUGGAUGGUAUGAGGAUCUCCGUAUGAAUGGCAUAAUUUGUCUUUUAGCUGUAAUGGAAGGCGAUGGGAUGCCAGAGUUAGUUUGAUUAAUCAAACCAAUCUUGACUGCGCUGGACGCAGCCAAAUAUUGAAUACAUUAAAAAAAAGACCUAUCUCUGUAUUCUGCUCAAUAUUUCUUUCUGCUGCUUUUUUUGCCCCAUUAGGAUGAAGUUUCUUUUCCUCGGGAUUGCACUGAUACUAUUAUAAAGCUUUCUCUUGUAAUGCUGAAGUCUCUGAAUCUAUUGUUUUUUUUAAAAUUGUAUACUUAUUUCUUGAUCCUUCGUAAAUGUUGGACAUUUUAUGAUCUUACCAUUUAGGUGGGAGGGUGGGUGCUUUUUCCUUGUUUUAUCUUACAAACAUACAUUUUUGGUCAAACAUACAUAUUUGUUGGCUAAUUACUAUGUAUCUUAACACAUGGUGUGUCUGUGAAGCCUGCAAAUCUUGUGGUGCU